Messenger RNA from Malaclemys terrapin pileata, 1230 nucleotides. RefSeq names its product ring finger protein 222 (gene RNF222). Lineage: Eukaryota; Metazoa; Chordata; Testudines; Emydidae. The record is from RefSeq and is a predicted model, not a curated record. The transcript is spliced from 2 exons. The coding region runs from base 109 to 783 and encodes 224 amino acids.
AGGCAGGGAGGUCAGACACAGGCGGGACGCGAUCCUCGGACACAGGAGCUAUGGGUGGAGAAGCGAUUGCACUCUGGCCAUAGACAAGUUGCGGAGCGUGUGGCUGACAUGACUGGGAUAUCUGAGACUCACAUCAGCAAGGGGAAGUCCCUGGGUGAGUGCCCCGUGUGCUAUGAGAAAUUCCACCCGCUGGAGGCUGCCCAGAGGACACUGAGCUGUGGACACACCUUCUGCCAUGACUGCCUGGUGAAGUGCCUGCUCUCAUCCAGGCUAGACGGGCAGGUCCAGAACAAUCUCAUCUGCCCCAUCUGCCGCUACGUGACAUUCCUCAGCAAGAAGGUGACCCUCUGGCCUCCCAAACCAGGGGAGUCCCCCCAACCUCUGGAGCUGGCUCUCUCACCCUCCUUGUUGCCCCACCUAGCAAAGUCAGGGCCAGACAACACCUUGGUGGUCCCCAGCCAUUUUGUGAUGCCAGUGCAGAGCUAUGACAGAAGCGACAACAUGUGUGGUGUCCCCAUGGACUCAAUGGCCAUGCCGGCCGGCCUGGCUCGGGAAGCCCAUGUCUUCGUGAUCAGUGAUCAUGGGAUGCCGCUGGUGGAGGAGAACUGUAGGUCAGUGGUUAGGGGACACGGCACAGAGGCGCCAGAGUCAGGGGCAUCCAUGAGUUCCCUUGGGAUGCGGUGCUGCCAGUCACCCAUUGUACUGGCUGUUCUCCUCAUCUCAACAGUUGCCCUGUUGGCGGCUGUGUUCCCUUGGGUCCUGUUGGUGAAGAGGAGUUCCUGAGCGGGACUGGAGAAUGCUCCAAACACGACCCAGGCAGAGAGCUGUGCCUAGAACCCAACUUGCAGAGAUGCCCAGUGCCCCCAGGCGAAUGACCCCUUCUCUUGGGCACAAUGCAGGAUCCUUGGAUUGUCUGCAAUAUGGAAAUCCUGCAGAUGGCAAUGAUGCAAAUACCUGUGGGCUUGCUGGCCAGUGCUUGCGUGGGAAACCUCUGAGGAAUGCCCAGAGGUUGCAGGAAAUGGCGCCGUGACUUAGCAAGCAUUGCACUUCGUUCUGACCGAGGGGCUGAACCGGUGCCCCGGUGAGGUGCUGGGGGCCGUGCGCCAGAGUCAGUGGGUGGGUGGUGCUGAGACAGCUCAGGGGCACAGGGCUGGUGGAGGUGCCACCUUGGAGCCAAGAGGCCAUGCCAAGGACUUGGCCGCUUGUGAUAAACGCGUUCAGACACCAAGU